CACAAACACAGUAGGCGAUUCCGGGGGCAGUUCUGCUUCCAGUUUGCGGCUCAAAAUGACCGCGAUCGACAAAAUACAGGCUCUCGAUCUGAUCGAAAGAGAACUUAUUCUGUGUCUCCAAAGCGCCGGUGCGGCACUGUUGGAGCUGAGCAAAGAGAAAACGAGCCAGAAGGCAACGGAAACGAACGUGAACCAAUUCCUGAAAUCGCUGAACAACGUCGAGUCGAAGCUGUCCGAGCAGAUCAACUACCUGACGCAAGUGUCCACCGGGCAGCCGCACGAGGGUUCCGGGUACGCGUCGGCCAAAGUGUUGCAGAUGGCGUGGCACCGCAUACAGCACGUCAAGUCGCGCAUUAAGGACCUGGAAGAGUGCAAACUCCGGUACAUACAGAACAACCGUAUGCCAGGGAACCGGGUUGGCCAAAACACUGCAUCCACCACCGCCGGAGUAAUGCUCUAAUAUGCUCUGGUUUCUUUGCAUCAAAUAAAAG
Molecule: messenger RNA, 491 nt
Organism: Anopheles cruzii
Lineage: Eukaryota; Metazoa; Arthropoda; Insecta; Diptera; Culicidae
Gene: MED11
Product: mediator of RNA polymerase II transcription subunit 11
Exons: 2
Coding region: 56-460 (134 amino acids)
Biological process (GO): regulation of transcription by RNA polymerase II
Cellular component (GO): mediator complex
Molecular function (GO): transcription coregulator activity
Source: RefSeq, a predicted model, not a curated record